GCUUCAAACACUGAUUCAAGAAACUGACCCCGGUGCAGAUUACCGUAUUGACCGAGCAUUGAAUGAGGCCUGUGAGUCAGUGAUCCAGACUGCCUGCAAGCACAUACGAUCUGGAGACCCAAUGAUUCUGUCUUGCCUGAUGGAGCACUUGUAUACUGAGAAGAUGGUUGAGGACUGUGAGCAUAGGCUUCUGGAACUGCAGUAUUUUAUAUCUCGUGACUGGAAAUUGGAUACAGUCCUUUACCGCAAGUGUCAGGGAGAUGCCUCCCGUCUCUGCCAUACCCACGGCUGGAAUGAGACUAGUGAGCUGAUGCCUCCAGGAGCUGUUUUCUCCUGCUUGUACAGGCAUGCGUACCGCACAGAGGAGCAAGGAAGGAGGCUAUCACGAGAGUGCAGAGCAGAGGUCCAGAGAAUCCUCCAUCAGCGUGCCAUGGACGUGAAGCUGGACCCAGCCCUCCAGGACAAGUGCAUGAUUGACUUAGGGAAGUGGUGCAGUGAAAAAACGGAGACAGGGCAGGAGCUGGAAUGCCUUCAGGACCAUCUCGAUGACUUGGUGUCUGAUUGCAGAGAUAUAGUGGGAAACCUCACUGAGCUGGAGUCCGAGGACAUUCAAAUUGAAGCCUUGCUGAUGAGAGCAUGUGAGCCCGUUAUCCAGACGUUCUGUCAUGAGGUCGCAGAUAACCAGAUUGAUUCUGGGGACCUGAUGGAGUGUCUAAUACAGAACAAACACCAGAAGGAAAUGAAUGAAAAAUGUGCAAUUGGAGUUACUCAUUUCCAGCUGGUUCAAAUGAAAGAUUUUAGGUUCUCAUACAAGUUUAAAAUGGCUUGCAAGGAGGAUGUGCUGAAACUUUGCCCCAACAUCAAAAAAAAGGUGGAUGUAGUGAUCUGUCUGAGCACAACUGUGCGCAAUGAUACUUUGCAGGAUGCCAAGGAGCACAGGGUCUCUCUGAAGUGUCGCAAACAGCUGCGUGUUGAGGAGCUAGAGAUGACCGAGGAUAUCAGGCUUGAACCAGAACUGUAUGAGGCCUGUAAAAGUGACAUCAAGAAUUACUGCCAAAACGUGCCCUAUGGCAAUGCUCAGAUUAUUGAAUGCCUGAAAGAAAUCAAGAAGCAGUUGAGUACCCGGUGCCACCAGAAGGUGUUUAAACUGCAGGAGACAGAGAUGAUGGAUCCAGAACUGGACUAUACGCUCAUGAGAGUCUGCAAGCAGAUGAUCAAGCGGUUUUGUCCAGAGGCAGACUCAAAAAAUAUGUUGCAGUGUUUGAAACAAAACAAGAACAGUGAAGUGAUGGAUCCCAAAUGCAAGCAAAUGAUUACCAAGCGCCAGAUUACACAGAACACAGAUUACCGCUUAAAUCCAGUGCUCAGGAAGGCAUGCAAAGCAGACAUACCAAAAUUCUGCCAAACUAUCCUGAAUAGGGCCAAGGAUGAUACAGAGCUGGAAGGGCAAGUCAUCUCAUGCCUGAAGUUGAAAUAUGCAGAUCAGCGUCUCUCUCCAGACUGCGAGGACCAAAUUCGAGUGAUAAUCCAGGAAUCGGCUCUUGAUUAUCGGCUGGAUCCCCAACUUCAGAUGCACUGCUCUGAAGAGAUUUCCAGCUUGUGUGCAGAAGAAGCAGCAGCUCAGGAGCAGACUGGGCAGGUGGAAGAAUGUCUGAAAGUGAAUCUGCUGAAAAUAAAGACUGAAAUGUGCAAGAAGGUAAAGGAAGUAAACUGAAUGUGCUCUAAAAG
Messenger RNA from Leptosomus discolor (cuckoo roller), 1728 nucleotides. The record is from RefSeq and is a predicted model, not a curated record. Lineage: Eukaryota; Metazoa; Chordata; Aves; Leptosomiformes; Leptosomidae.